AUGUUCAUAGUCCAUAAGAAGGGCCUGGUGCUUGAUGGUUCUCACCCUGGCUUCCUGUACGGUUACGGCGGCUUCAACAUCUCCAUCACGCCGAGCUACAGCGUCUCACGCCUCAUCUUCGUGCGACACUUGGGGGGCGUGCUCGCCGUGGCCAACAUCCGCGGGGGAGGGGAGUACGGCGAGACCUGGCACAAGGGUGGGAUGUUGGAGAACAAACAGAACUGUUUCUCAGACUUCCAGUGCGCUGCAGAGUUUCUGAUCAGAGAGAAAUACACGUCUGCAUCAAAACUCACCAUCAACGGGGGCUCCAACGGCGGCCUGCUCGUCGCUGCGUGUGUGAACCAGCGCCCGGACCUGUUUGGUUGUGCGGUGGCUCAGGUCGGGGUCAUGGACAUGCUGAAGUUCCACAAGUUCACCAUCGGUCACGCCUGGACCACGGACUUCGGCUGCUCCGAGGACUGCGACCAGUUCCAGUGGCUCAUCAAGUACUCCCCGCUCCACAACAUCCGUGUCCCAGAGGACAGUGGCGUGCAGUACCCGGCGGUGCUGCUGCUGACCGGUGACCAUGACGACCGUGUGGUUCCUCUGCACUCGCUGAAGUACAUCGCCACGCUGCAGCACACGGUGGGACGCACGCCGCGGCAGACCAACCCCCUCUUCAUCCUCGUGGACACUAAGUCUGGACACGGCGCCGGGAAACCCACCAGCAAGGUCAUCCAGGAGGUCGCCGACACCUACGCCUUCAUCGCACGCUGCCUCGCCCUGCGCUGGGUCAAGUAA
Messenger RNA from Knipowitschia caucasica, 780 nucleotides. The record is from the annotation of a GenBank genome assembly. Lineage: Eukaryota; Metazoa; Chordata; Actinopteri; Gobiiformes; Gobiidae.